AUGGCUUCCACGUCGACGAAAGCCACCAUCACAAAAUCGACUCUGACACCAUCAAUGACUUUGAAGGGUCACGAAAAAUGGAUUCGAUACAUAUCCUACUUUCCAGACGGCCAGCGAAUGAUCAGCGGAUCUCCGGACAAGACAGCUCGGCAAUGGGAUCUGAAGUUGGGCAAGGAGAUUGAGGAAGUGCGGGAUGUUGGCAAGAAGGAGGUGUAUGCGGUAUCGGUAUCAAGGGAUGGUCGAUGGGUUGUUACUGGUGAUGGAGAUGGAGAUCGCGGGGAAUUGAAAGCUUGUGAGGUUGAGACAGGGAUUGUGAAAACUGGAUCUGAUGAUUUUACGACGCGGAUAUGGAACCUGGAGACUGGGAAACUUGUAGCUGGUCCAUUCAAGAACGUUGAUCAGGUGGGCGCAGUUCAAUUCUCCUCAGACUUGAAGAAACUCGCAGUGACUUCAAGGACGUGCAUUGAGGUCUGGGAUGUCCAAUUGCAAAAGUUGGAUGUUAGGGUAAGCAAGUCCCCUGGAGUAGCAAUCACAUAUGCGCCAGUGUUUUGGACAAACAACGACAAAAACAUCAUGACCGCAUUCAACUUCGCUACCUUUGGCUAUGCCAAGACAAUGUACGAGUUUGAUGCGUUGACGCUGGAGACUGUUGGAACUCCCUUUGAAGGGCACACCAAACUUGUCACCAGUAUAGCACUUUCAUUUGACCAUGCUCGCCUCGCUAGCGCUUCCUUUGACAACACCAUCAAGCUCUGGGAUUGCGAGUCCCGCCAACUCCUCGCUUCCUUCGAUGUUCAGAAUCCUUUUAUCCUUGUUCUCUCACCCGACUCACACCAACUAGCUUAUGCGAUCCUUUGA
This is a messenger RNA of Suillus plorans, 858 nucleotides long. RefSeq names its product WD40-repeat-containing domain protein. Gene Ontology annotation, molecular function: protein binding. The transcript has 2 exons. The record is from RefSeq and is a predicted model, not a curated record. NCBI's taxonomy places the organism in Eukaryota, Fungi, Basidiomycota, Agaricomycetes, Boletales, Suillaceae. The coding region runs from base 1 to 858 and encodes 285 amino acids.